AUGGGGACCACGGCCAGAGGAGAGGGCCCAAGGAGUAGAUCACUCAGGUUGAUCCGAGAUAAAGGUGGUAAGGGUUGGGUGGAGGAAAAGAUAGAGGAGUGGCCAGGCACGGAGUUCCCAGCGGCCGGAGCUCCCGCCGGCGGCCGGGGUGCGAGCAUGGCGAGAGCAGAGGCGGCUAGGAUACGUCUCCCUCCUUCGUCGCGCACUUGCCCAUUUCCUUCCUUCCUUCCUGUCUGGUGCUUGAGCGACGAGAAAAGUAAUGAGAGGUUUAGAAGGAGAUCGGCGGGGGAGGAGGGAGGAUGUACGGAUCGGAGAUGCACGUGUACGGCGGGUGGGGGAAGGAUUCUUCGGAUUCGGAUUUGGGGGGGCGCAGCUGUACCCGGGGCUGUCGCGCGGGAGAGCGACCUCCGGUGGGGGUUCGUCCGCAAGGUGUACGGCAUCCUGGCCGCCCAGCUCCUCCUCACCACCGCCGUCUCGCCGCCACCGUCUCUCUCCCGUCAACGCCCUCCUCCCGGCAGCCCGCCUGCGCCUCGCCCUCGCCUUCCUCCCCUUCUCGUAAGAUCCCCAUUCAUUCUAUUCAUUCCAUUGCAUCAUUAUCAGCAAAAGCAUCCUCUGAAUUUCGUAUUUCUUGGGUUGUUCACUAUAUGCCUAAGUCUGAGUGUCGGUGUGGCUUGUGCAAAUACCCAAGGCAAGAUUGUGCUUGAGGCAUUGAUUUUAACUUCUGCUGUUGUCUCGUCCUUGACCGGAUAUGCCUUCUGGGCAUCAAAGAAGGGCAAAGAUUUCAGCUACCUUGGACCUGCUUUAUUUGCCAGUCUUAUUGUUCUUCUCGUAACAAGUUUUAUGCAGAUAUUCUUCCCGCUUGGACCGACAUCGGUUGCUCUGUUUGGUGGGCUUGGGGCUUUGAUAUUCUCGGGUUUCCUCCUCUACGACACCGACAACUUAAUUAAGCGCUACACCUACGACGAGUACAUCUGGGCCUCCGUUGUUCUUUACCUUGACAUCCUCAACCUCUUCCUCUCUCUCCUCAACAUGCUCAGGAGCAUGCAGUCUGAUAAUUAGCAGGUGAUUCAUCACUGGUUAUUCUCUAUCUGUUCUGUCGGUGACAUCUCGUUCACCGUGUUUGGUGAAAUGUGACUUAGUACCGUGUUAUACUUCGCACUGUUAUGCGUGCAAUAUUUGUAAAGAGCAAGUACAUUUGCUUUCGCUGACAAAAAAGCCCGUGUGAUAAACAGUAGAUGUGUUGUGGUGAUUUACAUUGCAUUUUUCAAAUGCAGCAGCUUUUAUUCAUCUAUAUUUGUGGACAGCUUUAA
Messenger RNA from Ananas comosus (pineapple), 1310 nucleotides. RefSeq names its product BI1-like protein. The record is from RefSeq and is a predicted model, not a curated record. NCBI's taxonomy places the organism in Eukaryota, Viridiplantae, Streptophyta, Magnoliopsida, Poales, Bromeliaceae. Bases 1 to 1059 code for a protein of 352 amino acids. Gene Ontology annotation, cellular component: membrane. The transcript is spliced from 5 exons.